This is a messenger RNA of Trifolium pratense (red clover), 1703 nucleotides long. Its product is annotated as lipoyl synthase 2, mitochondrial. The record is from RefSeq and is a predicted model, not a curated record. Lineage: Eukaryota; Viridiplantae; Streptophyta; Magnoliopsida; Fabales; Fabaceae. Gene Ontology annotation, biological process: lipoate biosynthetic process. Gene Ontology annotation, molecular function: 4 iron, 4 sulfur cluster binding; lipoate synthase activity. Bases 147 to 1286 code for a protein of 379 amino acids. Gene Ontology annotation, cellular component: mitochondrion. The transcript is spliced from 4 exons.
GUGGCUUUAACAUUUAUGAAGACUAUGUAUUGGCCCAGGCCCAUAUUAGUGAAUGGGGUUGGUGCGCGUUUGUCUUCUCUUCGCUCGUGCAAUCUCUCUAUCUAUCUUCCCACGCGAUCUGUGAUUGUCACAAAACGAGCGAGAUAAUGUAUUCGCGGUUUAGAACCGUCGCCGGAAACCUAAAAUGCACCACCAAACACUUCUAUUCAUCUUCCACCACCAGCACCACAACAACCACCGCAGCUCCGACUGAAUUCCCACAGAAUCUUGCCGGACUUCGUGCUCGGCUGGCGACGGAGUCUCCGUCUCUGUCGGACUUCAUUUCAAUGAAAUCGGAAAGCGCGUAUUCUGUUGAGGUUGGGACGAAGAAGAAACCGCUUCCUAAACCGAAAUGGAUGAAGGAAUCGAUUCCUGGUGGUGAGAAGUAUGUGCAGAUUAAGAAAAAGCUCCGUGAAUUGAAGCUUCAUACGGUUUGUGAGGAGGCAAAGUGCCCUAAUUUGGGAGAGUGUUGGUCUGGUGGUGAAACUGGUACUGCCACUGCUACUAUCAUGAUUCUUGGUGAUACUUGUACUCGAGGUUGCAGAUUUUGCAAUGUUAAGACAUCAAGGACUCCUCCACCACCUGACCCUGACGAGCCAACCAAUGUGGCUGAGGCAAUUGCAUCGUGGGGUUUGGAUUAUGUGGUUAUAACAAGUGUUGACCGUGAUGAUUUACCUGAUCAGGGGAGUGGUCAUUUUACUGAGACAGUGCAGAAGCUGAAGGUACUGAAGCCUAGCAUGCUGAUUGAAGCCUUGGUUCCCGAUUUUCGAGGAAAUGCUGAAUGUGUAGAGAAGGUUUCCAAAUCAGGACUAGAUGUCUUUGCACAUAAUAUCGAGACAGUUGAAGAGCUUCAGAGUGCUGUCCGGGAUCACCGGGCUAAUUUUAAGCAGUCUUUGGAUGUUCUGAUGAUGGCCAAGGAUUUUGCCCCUGCCGGAACCCUCACUAAGACUUCGAUAAUGUUAGGUUGUGGGGAAACACCUGACCAGAUUGUGAAGACAAUGGAAAAGGUGAGAGCAGCUGGUGUUGAUGUGAUGACAUUUGGUCAGUAUAUGAGACCCUCAAAGCGCCAUAUGCCAGUAUCAGAAUAUAUUACGCCUGAGGCCUUUGAGAAGUAUCAGACUCUUGGCAUGGAAAUGGGAUUUCGAUAUGUGGCAUCUGGGCCCAUGGUAAGGUCAUCAUACAAGGCAGGUGAAUACUAUAUUAAAUCCAUGAUUGACUCAGAUCGGGCUGCAUCUUCUCAAAGCUGAGUACCUGUUGAUCAUUUUUCCCCCUUCAUUUUUUGUUAUUUACACAUUACUAAUGUGCAUUAUGUAUAAGAAGAGGCACAUGCUUACUUCAUUCUGUUGAUGUCCAUGCCCAUACCACUUGUAAUCUAUCAUUAAAAUGGUAUUAAACGGGCUAAUGCUGUCUACAACAUCCCCCUCCCUACCACCAACACACAAGCAUCACCGAGUGGGUAAAUUUAUUUGGAAAAUUCCAUUUAAAGGUUGUGAAAUCUAUGUUCUCAUCUACCUGUCCUGAACUUUUGCUCUCUUUAACCCGUGCAAUUUUUACUUACUAUUCUACCUACGAAAAGUAUUUAGUUUGAGGCUUUGAAACUAUUAUGAGAAAUCAUGUACAAACUGUUGAUUUUAUAUGGUUUAAUUGAGGUGUUUAUUUCACAA